UUAUUUAUGUAAGGCAAUGGGACUCGGUAACCUAGCUUCGUGGCUUUGGAGACGUCGCUACAGGGGUUAAAGGCGAGCAACAACCAACAAUUGGAAGAAAGACCUAUUUUACAGUCCUAUUCUUUCAGCUUUUUUUUUUUGUUAUUUUUUUAAUGUUUAAGACGUCGAGGGAAGCGUUGGAUUUGCCUCCGUUUAACCUGCUCCUUGCUUGAGGAAAGGGAAGAUGCUGCUCGUGUCUAACAGACAGUGAAUGAAUGGCUCCURUCUGAAAAGUGAAUUUAACUGGUGAAGGGGCUCGAAAUUAGCCCAGCCGGGGAGAGGAGAAGCCAGCCAAGAUGGUAUUUUAAAGGGCCGUGCAAUAUAACUGCUUUGACGAAACGAAAGGAAAAAAACUGUUCUGCUGAGACAACAAGCCCCCCCUGUAAUGAUGGACGUCCCGGAGUGUCCACACUGUCUCCUCCUGCUCUGCGAGCCGGUGACCGUCUCGUGCGGCCACACGUUCUGCCGGAGGUGCGUGGAGGGCUACCUCUCGUCCAAAUGCCCCCUCUGCAGGGAGAGGUUCAAACAGAGGGAGGUGAGGGCCACGAAGAACAACGUGCUGCUCAUCGGCCUCACGGAGAAGUGCCACCCGGAAGGAACCAGAGUCAGGUGCCAAAUCCAGGAGAAGCUCAGAGCCAACCAGUUCGUGGAAGCUUUACGCUCGGCCAACGAGGGGCUGCGCCUGGACCCAGACAACCGGAGUUUGAAGCUUUGCAGGGCCGAAGCUAACCUGGGCCUGCUGCGCUUCACUGACGCUCUGACGGACCUCGACUACCUCUGCUGCCUUCACCCCACCUGGACAGAAGGCUUCUUUCGUAAAGGGAAUGUGCUGCUGGAAAUGGGUCAGCACAAAGAAGCCCUCAUCCACUUCCACCGCUGCCUAAAACUUCAAGCUGACUUUGUUCCUGCAAAGAGCCAAAUCAAAAAGAUCCUGGAGGCAGAGGGAAUAGCGGUGCCAGAGGAAGUUCCCUGCGUUUUACAGUUGGUGUCCGAUUACUUGAAAGAGCCCUGUCCCAUCACCACCCUCAGUGGCUGCCAGGUACCGAGUCACGGUGAAAGUAACCCCCAGCACGGAGAGAGGAGAGAGACGCACAAGAUGAAGCAUGACUCAGGAACAGAGUGCUGCCUCAGCCUCUGCCAAGCUGUUUCCUUCCUCCCUGCUGCUGAGGAAGAUGAGGAGAUGAUGAGGAAGGAGGACGGACGUUGCAGGGGUGAAAGUGAAGCACGCAGAGAGAAAACACUGAGUGUGCUCACCAUGUCAGACUUUGAGUGCCCUCUCUGCAUUCGGUUGUUUUUUGAGCCAGUCACAACUCCGUGUGGUCACACUUUUUGCAAAAACUGUGUCGAGAGGAGCCUUGACCACAACGUCCGCUGUCCACUCUGCAAACAGCCACUGCAAGAGUACUUACGAAACCGGAAGUACAACCCCACCAUUCUGAUUCAGGACAUCAUGACCCAACUUUUUCCCUCCCAGCUGGCUGAGAGAAAACAGAUACAUGAUGCGGAAAUGGCGGAGCUGUCCAAUCUCACCAAGGAUAUUCCUAUAUUUGUCUGCACUGUGGCCUUCCCCGGUGUGCCGUGCCCACUGCACAUCUUUGAGCCUCGAUAUCGGCUAAUGAUGCGUCGCUGCAUGGAGACUGGCACCAAGAAGUUUGGCAUGUGCAGCUACGAGCAAGGCAAAGGAUUUGCAGAUUAUGGCUGCAUGUUGGAGAUCCUUGAUCUGGAGUUUUUGCCAGAUGGACGAUCUUAUGUGGAAACAGUGGGUGGCAGCAGAUUCCGAGUCCUCAAGAGAGGUCAGAGGGAUGGCUACCACACCGCUGAUAUCGAGUACCUGGAAGACCUCAAGGUGGAUGGUAGUGAGCUGGAAAAUUUACAAGAUCUGCAUGACAGCGUGUACCAGCAGGCCCAGGACUGGUACCAACGUCUAAGCAGCCGCAUCCGCGAACAGAUUGACAGACAGCGUGGCAGCAUGCCGGAAAAGGAGGAGGACAUUCAGGCCUUGGCUAAUGGUCCGACGUGGUGUUGGUGGCUGCUGUCCGUCCUUCAGCUCGACCCUGCCUACCAAACAACGUUCCUGUCCCUGUCCUCCCUCAAAGACCGCCUGGGACACCUUCGCCUUGUCCUUGAGUACUUCUCACAGAGCUAGAACCCAGAGCACGGUGGGAUUGUGGCCACAACUAGUUAUCAAAUAUCUCUCUCUCUCUCUCUCUCACACACACACACACAAAGUGAAAUCAGUGAAACACACAAUAAACUGAGUCUGAGGUUUAGUUUAAAAACAACUCUUUUAAAAAUGACACUUGGCCAAUAGAAUCUUUUCACUACAAACACACUGCUGGGUUUGGAGGUGUUUUGCUGUUUGUUUGCGUAUAAAUACACAUUUUAUUGGUUGUACCACGUAAGAACUGCAGGGAUGACCAAAGAUGCUUCUUAUUUCAGAUCAUCAAAAGAAAAUAUUUGUGAACAAACUAAUUCAGGUCAUUUUUCUCACAGUUUUGCUGAGAAUGGACACUUAGGAUGAUGUUUUUUCCCCCUGAAGCAUUAUAGACAAAAUGAGCACUAGUAAUGUUUGGUUUAUUCAAAUGGAACUCAUACUUAAAAAAGUAAAUACAAAAAAUAUGUUUACUGCACGUUAAGAAGGGUGCACUUCA
Molecule: messenger RNA, 2690 nt
Organism: Austrofundulus limnaeus
Lineage: Eukaryota; Metazoa; Chordata; Actinopteri; Cyprinodontiformes; Rivulidae
Gene: lonrf4
Product: LON peptidase N-terminal domain and ring finger 4
Exons: 12
Coding region: 425-2185 (586 amino acids)
Molecular function (GO): ubiquitin protein ligase activity; metal ion binding; protein binding
Source: RefSeq, a predicted model, not a curated record